Messenger RNA from Solenopsis invicta (red fire ant), 1326 nucleotides. RefSeq lists its product as uncharacterized. The record is from RefSeq and is a predicted model, not a curated record. Bases 525 to 1205 code for a protein of 226 amino acids. The transcript is spliced from 2 exons. NCBI's taxonomy places the organism in Eukaryota, Metazoa, Arthropoda, Insecta, Hymenoptera, Formicidae.
AAUGAUAUGACCAAUGUAAUAAUUUAUUUUUCAGUUUAUAACUUUAUAGUUGCAACUUUUGUUAUUUUUUUUUAAUUUUACUACUGCUAAUAAAUAUAUUGUAUUAGAGGUCGUCCAUAUUGAAUAUUAGUUCGUUUACGUAUAUUCGCCUAGGUGGCGAUAAAAACACUAUUCCACAGCAAACUAUGGGAGUUGUUUAUCUAUUUACUUAUAUGAUCUGUGGUAUUCUUUAUACUUGGGUGCCCGAGGCACCCUAGGUUAUAGCCCGGCGGCUCUUUUUCCGGCUGUUGGUGGCCGAGGACGAUGCACCUUAUUUCUCGGGGGUGUGCAUCGUUACAGAUUAAUAUACGAUCAAAAAUCUAUAGAUUAUUUUGUUAGAACAAUGAAUUCUAAUCUUACUUUUUAUUGCACCUCUUAAAUAGCUCUGACAUAUUGUAAGCUCAAUAAUUUUUUUAACGUUUAAAUAUGUAUUAUUUUAUUUGUUAGAGCAAGUCAGGAAAGGUAUAGUGACGAAGCAAUUGGAUAUGUGGAGAUAUGUCGUCAAAAAAGAAUGUGUACCAUUUGUGCUAAAAUAUGCCCUGAACACAAUUAAAGUUCGUAACAAGGAAUACGCAGUCGAAUUAAUAAUCAAUGAAAGAAAAAAUGAAAUUAAAAGUGCACAAUGCUUUGAUUGUGCAGCUUCUUCAGGUGGUUGCAAGUACGCCAUAGCAUUUUUAAUGUGGGCACAUCGAAAAAGCGAAGAACCUGCUCCAACGUUUGUAGCAUGUUAUUGGAAGCGUCCCACAAUGUCGUCAAUAGGAACAUCAUUAAAAUGUGUAACUGCGAAGGUGUUAAGUAGAAGCAAAUAUGAAGAAUCUACAGUGUUAAAUACAAAUUUUUUGGAAGAUUUCAUCAAAAUAGCUAAAGCAAGAAAACUCGAUAGUCAAAUCAUGCGUCAUUUCAUACAUAAUUACGACAAUUCUUUAAUGUCAUUAUCAUUACAUUCUUUUCUUUUAAAAUAUUGUAACUGUAGUGAUCGAUAUAAAAAAAAUGUUGCUGAUUUUUUACUUUUUGCAAAGCAACACAUGAACUCGAAUUUGUGCAUUAAAGCUGCAGAAGCUACAAAAGAGCAGAGUUCCUGCCCGCUAUGGUAUAAACUACAGUAUGGAAAGAUUACAGCUUCGACCAUAUAUGAAGCUGCAAACUACAAACAGUUUGUCUGUUAAAAAAGUUAUAGGUGUGGGUGGAUUAUGAUUCCGAUUACACUAAGUAUAAUAUCCAAUUCAUCAAAAUUCUGGAAAAAAAAUAUUCUUCCAUUACUUUUGGAAUCUGUACAAAAAUAGAAAA